Hibiscus syriacus is the source of this 501-nucleotide messenger RNA. RefSeq lists its product as uncharacterized. The record is from RefSeq and is a predicted model, not a curated record. The transcript has a single exon. The coding region runs from base 74 to 376 and encodes 100 amino acids. NCBI's taxonomy places the organism in Eukaryota, Viridiplantae, Streptophyta, Magnoliopsida, Malvales, Malvaceae.
AUCUUAAUAUAUUCCACAUACAUCAUAUGCUCAAAUACAAUUCCCCUUGUUUGAUUUCUUAUUGUUUAUAGCAAUGAAGCCAAUGGACAUCCAACAAAAGCUGAACCAAUACAGAUAUCAUUUCAUCGUAACGAUCCUCGCCUCAUCGAUCGUCGCUGUUCUAGCGUAUGCAGCCCCGAGUCUGCUCACCGUUCUGGCCUACUUUUGGCCUCUUUUUGCGUCUACGACCGUGUUGUUGGUGCUGAUUGUGGCUUUUGGUGGUGUUUCGCAGUUAGCGACAGAAGAUCACGGUGAAAAGGCCGGUGAAGGACUACUGGACUAUGUUGCGGCUGCCCGGCCGGAGCAUACAGAUGCGGAACCUCGGAGAUUUGAGUGAACAACAACGACAUGGGCCGGCCUGGUUCCUCGUUUGAAUUGAUUUGCACAAAAGCUGUAAUUCUUCUUCUACUUUCCCUUACAAAAUGUAAAAGCAAGGGGCAUCGAACCUAUUGUUAACUCGAU